AUGAUGCAACAGAUCCUACAGGACAUGUACAUCGAGCCUGAUCUGCUGGCUGAGCUCAAUGAGGAACAGAAGCAGAUCCUCUUCUACAAAAUGAGAGAGGAGCAAGUACGUCGAUGGGCUGAAAGAGAGAGCCAUGAGAAGAACCAGGAGCGGCAGCCAAAGACCAAAAAGAGUGCUGCAGGUGGUGAUAAGGGCGUGCAGUGGCUGCUGGGCCAGGAUGGAGAUGUGUGGGUGUGGGUGAUGGGAGAGGCGCCGGGAGACAAACCUUAUGAAGAGAUUGUGGAGGAGCUGAUGGCAGAACGAGCCAGAAGGCAGGCACAGCAAGAGGCCAAAGAGCUCUGGCGAGCAAAAGAGGCCGAGAUUGAACAGAAGUUUCGGGAUGCAAUGGCAAAGGAAAAGGCUCGCUUUGUGGCGGAGAAAUGGAGGGAGGAGACGGAGGACAGGAGAGCAGCAAAAAUGGAAGAGGAUCGGAUUCAGGAGGAGCUAAAGAGGCGAGAAGAAGAAGAGAGGCAGCGCGGGGAAGAAGAAAUACGCCGCACAGAGGAGAGGAGAGCGAGGGAGCUGUACAUGUCCCUCAAACAGGAGGAGCGAGGGAGCGAGAGGGAUGACAAGGAAUGGCAGGAGCAGUUGCGUCGCUCCAAGGCUGCGGACGAGGAGAUGAAGCACAAGGCUCGGCGGGCACGGGACGAGUACAAGCGCCAGUCUCUGCGUGCCAUCGAGAAGGGCCGGGUGGCGGGCCUCAGCGGCCUUUUCCAGAAAACCCAGCUAAAUGGUGCAGGACAAGGCCGGCGGCACAGCGCCAACAUCGAGGCCACGCCUUCUGAACGCAGUUCUGACACUGGCCACGCCCACAGCGCCAUGGCCGCCCCGUCCGCGGCACCACCCUCUCACACCCGGAGGGGCAGACAGAGUCGCCGACACAGCACCAGCACAGCACUGCAGUCCCCAGCUAACAGCUCCCCAUGGAUAAGACCCCCCCGGCCCAACUCCCGCGAGUCUGUGCUGCGCUGGUUCAGAGAGGAGCAGCGGCCCAGGCGAGCUGGAUAUGAACGCAACAGCAACACCAUCGCCCCCUGGUUCCAUGGUAUAAUCUCUCGGCAGGAGUCUGAGGCUCUGCUGAUGAACGCCCCUGAAGGCUCAUUCCUGGUGCGUGUUAGUGAGCGGAUCUGGGGUUACACCCUUUCCUACCGCACACACAGUGGCUUCAAGCACUUCCUCAUUGAUGCCUCCGGGGACUACUACAGCUUCCUGGGUGUGGACCAGAACAGACACGCCACAUUGGCUGAUCUCAUUGACUUCCACAAGGAGGAAGUGAUCACUACAUCUGGGGGAGAGCUGUUGCAGGACCCCUGUGGCCAGAAGGGGUCUAAUACAGACUAUGGGGGACUCUUCCAAUAACACCCCCUCCUCCUAAACUCAUCUGUGCUCUGGUGCACAUCUCUGGAGACUUUUUGGAGACUAUUUGUGUGAGUGCUGCCCAAAGGACACAGAAAAGACUUAUAUUAGAAAAAAAAAAUCUUUCUUACCUUUUUAA
Lepisosteus oculatus (spotted gar) is the source of this 1534-nucleotide messenger RNA. RefSeq names its product SH2 domain containing 4Bb (gene sh2d4bb). The record is from RefSeq and is a predicted model, not a curated record. NCBI's taxonomy places the organism in Eukaryota, Metazoa, Chordata, Actinopteri, Semionotiformes, Lepisosteidae. Gene Ontology annotation, cellular component: cytoplasm.